AUGGACAAGGCCAAGGCUACCCUCCUCACGGAACUAACCAAGCGCAGUCCCGUCCUAUCGCUGGAUACCCCGAACGAGAUAAUGAUGAAACGGAUUCUACUGGCCUUGGAGCUAGUGCGUCGCUUGACGAAAGGAUUUCCUGGUCUUGACGAUUCUACCCAAAACAAGAGCGACCGGCCGAUCUUGCCAGUUUCCACCGGCGCAGCUAACCCACAUCUGAAAUCCGCGGUCGCCCAGGGCCACAAUUUCACCGUUGUUGGAGUACGUGACAACCAGAAGAUCCCAUCACCCGGCUUCGCGGGCUCUCUCUUUUGUAUUCGUCGAAGAUCGAUAUCAGAACCGUUGGAGUCACGACUUUGA
Molecule: messenger RNA, 360 nt
Organism: Penicillium mononematosum
Lineage: Eukaryota; Fungi; Ascomycota; Eurotiomycetes; Eurotiales; Aspergillaceae
Exons: 2
Coding region: 1-360 (119 amino acids)
Source: RefSeq, a predicted model, not a curated record